AUGCUCGUUAGUCAUUUCCGAUUGAUUUCAAAUAAAAAGCGGAGAAGAAGGAAACUAUGGAUGAGAACAGUGAGAAUCCAAGCACCCCAUUGCCGUUACAGACCUCUCAAGUUUUCAAGAAGUCCAUCCUAAAACCCUCACAACAUGAUAAUCUCAUUCAGCUCUGUACACCAGUUCACAAAGGACUAAAGGUGAAGUUUGAAACGCCUCACAAUGUUAAAAAGUCCACACCUACUCGAUUUGAGGGUAUACGAAUGCUGGACGAAAAAGAAAACUGGAUCGAACGUACUUCCGUUGUUACCAAGGAUCAGCAUGAGGAAUAUCUCGAGAUGGCUCAAGAUAUUAUGCUGGAAGUCAUCAAUAAACUUCCACUUGAGGAAAAGGAAGAGACCCAAAACCAGGAGUCACAGGACAAGAUGGAAGAGGACAUGGACACUGAUGAUUUUUAUGAUGCCGUCAUGGAAAUCGAGGAGAAUAAAGCAAAAGAAGAUGACAGCUCACAUAGUACCGCUGAGGCAAAGGAGAAGGAUGGAGAAGAUGAUACUCAAUCAUCCAAGGAGGAAAUAAUAACAGCAGAUGAAAAGCUACAGAAAGGUGAAGACCACAAAGCAGAGAAUGAACCUGAAGAACCUUCAUCUCCACCCCUGCCAGUCAGCAAAGGGGUGUACAACAUAGAUUUUGACAACCUAGAUAAAUUCAAUCCUUUUGCUAUAACCAGUGCAGUGCAGAAUUCACCGGUGUUAUCUGCUAAUGAAAAGAUGUGGAAUUCUGUUUCCGAUCUCAAGGAAGUGAAGGGAGAUGAGGAGGAAAUAAAAGAGAGCAAUUCUUCCCUAUCUGAGCUUCAGAGUGUGAAAGACAAUCCAUUUAUCAGAUUGAUAGAGUCGCCAGCCAUUAAAGAAAAGAAGAAUGACCACGUCGUGGAUGUCAUUGUUGCUGAACAGUCAGAUGAUAUAUUCAGUCAGAAUUUUGAGGACAUUGAUCCUUUUCAGCCGAAGAAGCAACUGAUGAACAGUCCAGAGAUGUCCAGAAAGACGAACAGCACAGAGGAUGUUAACAGUCCAGAGGUGUCCAGAAAGACGAACAGCACAGAUGAUGUUUCAGAGAGUUCAAAUGUUCAGGUUACAAUUGUGCCUACAAAUUCUCCCACGAAUCACAUAGAGCCCAGAAAACUGAGUGUUAAUUUAGACAAUAGUGACAAACAGACUCUGUGUGCCCCAGAAAACAAUACACAAUCUGUCUCACAAAGGGCCGAGGAAAGUGAUGUUGUAGCUCAUGAAAUUCACAAAGAUGCUUCAGAGUCUCAGAUAAAGGAAAAGAAAGACUCCGGUUUCACUGACUUUGAUGAAAACAUGGAUCCUUUUGCAACUAAGACAAAGGUCAUGAAUACACCUCCUAAGAAGAAGACUGAUGAUGCCACAAAUCUGUUUGUAGAUGAAGCUAUGAAUUCCCCAGUAAUGCCAGUACUGGGUGGUGGUAGUGCUGACCCAGUUGUUACAAAGUCUGAAAUGGCAAGUUCUCCAGGACAAAUGGCAUUUGGAUUCCAGACUAACCCUUUUGAAACCAAGUCAAAAAUUACUAAUAGUCCUGUUAAGAAGAGUUCAGAAUUAGAGGAAUCAGAUCCUUUAUCAACCCAAUCUAAAGUUGCAAACUCUCAUGUAAAGGAAACAGUUUCAGAAAACGUGGACCCCUUUGCAACAAAUGCUAAAGUUGCAAACUCUCCUGCCAAGAAAACAUUUACAGAAGAUGUGGACCCCAUUGCAACAAAUGCUAAAGUUGCAAACUUUCCUAUAAAGGAAACCGUUUCAGAAAAUGUGGACCCCUUUGCAACAAAUGCUAAAGUUGCAAACUCUCCUGCCAAGAAAACAUUUACAGAAGAUGUGGACCCCUUUGCAACAAAUGCUAAAGUUGCAAACUCUCCUGUAAAGGAAAACAUUUCAGAAAAUGUAGACCCCUUUGCAACAAAUGCUAAAGUUGCAAACUCUCCUGCCAAGAAAACAUUUACAGAAGAUGUGGACCCCUUUGCAACAAAUGCUAAAGUUGCAAACUCUCCUGUAAAGGAAAACAUUUCAGAAAAUGUAGACCCCUUUGCAACAAAUGCUAAAGUUGCAAACUCUCCUGCCAAGAAAACAUUUACAGAAGAUGUGGACCCCUUUGCAACAAAUGCUAAAGUUGCAAACUCUCCUGUAAAGGAAAACAUUUCAGAAAAUGUAGACCCCUUUGCAACAAAUGCUAAAGUUGCAAACUCUCCUGUAAAAGUUACAGUUUCAGAAGAUGUGGACCCCUUUGCAACAAUUGUUAAAGUUGCAAACUCUCCUGCCAAGAAAACAUUUACAGAAGAUGUGGACCCCUUUGCAACAAAUGCUAAAGUUGCAAACUCUCCUGUAAAGGAAACAUUUGCAGAAAAUGUGGACCCCUUUGCAACAAAUGCUAAAGAUGCAAACUCUCCUGUCAAGAAAACAUUCGCAGAAGAUGUAGAUCCCUUUGCAACAAAAUCAAAUAUUGUCAAUUCCCCUGUCCGGAAAUUAGAGGAAGAAGUUGAUCCAUUUGCCACUAAAUCCAAAAUUGCAAGCUCUCCCACAGCAAAAGCAUCUGAAGAAAUCAAUCCUUUUGAAACAAAAUCGGAAGUUGUUAAUUUCCCUUUAGGAGUUUUAGAUUUGGACAGUUUGGACCCAUUUGCAAUUAAGUUAAAUGUUGAAAAUGUUCCCCUCUUGUGUGAUAAACCAAUUGAAGAGACUGUCAAGCAAAGUAAGGACCUUGAUGGUGCACAGGGUGAGGUGGGAGUGUCAGCCAGCAAAAGCACGGAGUCGACCUCUGAAAAACUUGGAAAAAAUAACUUUAAUGAGCUUCUGAUUGACAAUGAGAAAUGUGCUAGUCCAUUUUCUGGGCAAAUUGAGAACAAAAUACAAAAUGCUUCUUUCAGACUUCAAGAUGAUCCAUUCAAGACUCCCAGUGGUAUAUCGAAAAAGACCCCGCAGAAAUCUUGUCCUUUCACUAUGGGCGAAUUUGGUUUGAGUGAUGAUGAUUUCAAACCAGCCAGUUCUACUUUGUUUAAUGAUCCAGCUGAUUUUGAUGCCUUGGAACAGUUUGGCUGUAAUAAAGGGAUUGCAGAAUCGGCUCUCUCCCGGAUGUCGCUGUAUCUCAAAUUUGACCCCCUGGUUGAUCUCCCUGUGGCAGAUCCUCGCCGAGCCAGUAUAGAUGUGAGAAGAAUGAGCAUGAAGCGAGGCAAACUCCGAAAAUUAGAACCAGAGGAAAGCUUUUUGUUGAUGGGAACGCCUCCGCGGGGUGUCGCUCAGAGCCGGGUAAUUCCUGUGGUAAAGAACCAGACUCCGGUUAAUACAAAACCAGAAACCACUGAUGCAGCACCUGUAGAUUUGCUUUUUUCAAAUACACCGGAGACAAGAAAGGACAUUGUAGAUGCAAUCAAGGAUUCUCUGUCUCUGAACCAGGCUGAGGGAGAUGGGAUUAUUGAGGUUUUGCAGUAUACAGAGGCAGAUAUUUGCCGCAUUAAGCAAAACCUGGCAAUGGAAUUCCAAGGGAUAUUAUUGGACAAUCAGAAAGAAUGGAGUAAAAAGAUAGACGAGAAGCAAGCAGAAAUGAGUAAGAUUCGUGAACAGCAUCAGAAGGCAGAGGAGGACAUUAAACAGAUGAUAUCAGUGGUCAAAGAGUAUGAGAUUAUGAUAAACCAAUUGGUAGAGGAACGAGAAAAAUCAAACAACCAGUUAAAGGAAACAAAAGAAGAAUUGCAAAAAGCCAAUGAAAAGAGUGCAGAGUAUGCUCAGUCAAUGGAAACAAUAGAAGGCUUAUUCUCAGCUCUGCACCAAAGAUACGACAAGUCUAGAGAAGUACUGGAGCAUGCCAAAAAAAAUGAGAAUAUGCUUAAAACUUGUCUGGAGGAGUGUCAAGGUAAACUGAAGCAUUCGGAUGAACGAUUCCUCAAACUUAAACAGGUGGCAGAGGAGAAACUGAAAGCUGCACAUGAAGAAUUGGAGACAGUGAAGUCCAAAUCGGCUUCAGAAAGUGCGCGACUUCAGGCUGUAGUGAAGCGGAAAGAAAUACAGAGGGAGACGUUAGAAAAAUCACUCGAACAAAAGACAAAGGAAUUCCAGGAUGUGACGGAACUGUGCGAUCAGCUGAUGCAGAAGUUGGAAUCGCAGUAGACUAAACGUUUCAGGGAAAACCGUCGAGAGAGAAAAUGUAGACUAGGGCACAUGUGUGACUUGAUAGCUAUGGUUGUACAUGUCAUUCUACUCUGUAUGUUGAUAUAUAGUCAGACUUUGUUAUGUUAAUGAUUCUAAGCUGGAAUCGGCGAACAUCUGUGCUAGAAAGACUGAAACAAUUCAUUUGCUUCUUCUUUUUUGUGAUUAUGAAGCUUUCUUCUCUCUCUCUAUCUUUCAUUGUUUAUCAAAUUAGUUGAUGCAUGUACAUGGUGAGUGUAUGAUAGAAAUAAAAUUUGUUAUGUA
Messenger RNA from Ostrea edulis (European flat oyster), 4460 nucleotides. Its product is annotated as transforming acidic coiled-coil-containing protein 3-like. Gene Ontology annotation, biological process: cell population proliferation; mitotic spindle organization; cerebral cortex development. The transcript has 17 exons. Bases 57 to 4157 code for a protein of 1366 amino acids. Gene Ontology annotation, cellular component: cytoplasm. Lineage: Eukaryota; Metazoa; Mollusca; Bivalvia; Ostreida; Ostreidae. The record is from RefSeq and is a predicted model, not a curated record.